UCCUCGCUAGAGUAGGCGGCCAAGCUACUGUAGGCUUAGUUCGCUCCUUUUCCUGAUCCUCAAGGGAGUCUCUCCAUCGUCUUCCAACUAUGCUGGUACUCAGCAAAUCCUCUACCUGUGAUGUCUGUAUGGAAGGCUAUGUGGCUGGCGGAAAUUCGCCACACUCGAUCUCUUGUGGGCAUGUAUUCUGCCAAAAGUGUCUCGAUCAUCUUUUGCGCCACAUAUGUCCCCUUUGUCGGACUCGAUUUUCCCCGCAGGAGGUCCGCAGGCUUCACAUCGAUAUGCAGUCGCCUACGAUUACGACCGCUUCCAUAGAAGAAGUCCCUGAGAACCCUGAAUCAUCUUCUCCACCUCCUGACGACGAGGCCCGUGCCCUCCAGAACGAUAUCGCGCGUGUUGUCAAAGAAGGUGCCAAGCUUCCUGAACUUCGCCGGGUAAUCGAGAAAUGUCGAACGUACUACAAGUCACAGUCAGCUGACCAGCAGAACCCUGUGAAAGUGAGCGCACUGCUUCUUUGGAACCUCGCCGAGUCUCAACGUCAUCUCGCGGAAAUGAGAAAAGACAAGGCGGCUGAGGUUGAGAAGACCCGGGUGGUGGAAAUUGCUCUUGAGGAAACGAGACUGGAGAAGGUGGCUGAGGCUGAGAGGGCCUGCGAGGCAAAACUUGUUCUUGAAGAAUUACGCUCGCGUCUUACGGCAGAGAUCGUGAAUUUGCAACUGAAGUACGAGGAGCUGCAACGUAUUCGACAGGAUGAGAAAGAUACUGCUCUUGCUGUAGAGAAAAGUUUGAGGGAACACUAUGAUGAGUUGAAUGCACAUUGGAGAAGCAAAUUCGAAGCCGCAAUGCGUGAGAACAAGGUUCUCCGGGAGGAGCUCAUGCGCGCUAGAAUUGUGUUUAACCCGUUACCUGACUUCCAACGGCCAGUCGAGGUCCGGUAUCUUCAUGCAACGGAGCAGAAGCAUCCUGAGAAGUUGGUCGAGGACGAUCCUUUGAGCAUCAAAGCACGAGCGAGGGCCAAAGCGAAAGCGAAAGCCAUCGAGGAAGAGGAGUUCCACUUGUCUCCUCUCACCCAGGUAAUUGGAACUUGGCCUUCUGCAAUCCAGUCGUUUCGCGCUUUGGUGGAUGAAGAUGAGAUUGACGACUUAAAGAAGACCUGCAGCAGAAAGGAAUCGGAAUCGAGGUCUGACACAGACGAGGAUCAAACAAUGGGCGAUGCUACGUCUCAACUUAUUCCCAUUCCUCGGUCCUCGUUAUCUCGUCAGUUGACGGACCCCUCCGUAUCUUCGUCUGUCUCCACGGAUAACUGGUCUGGAUUGUCGCGAUCUCGCCCUCGUGACAUUGUCAUGUCGAGUCGUGAUGGAUCUACUUCACGUCAUCACUCCACUGAGCGUUCAAUCACUUUGGCACGUAGUGGUGCUCAUUCACCAUCUCGCAGACUGUCACGGGAACAGUCCACGUCGUAUAUGUCCAGCCGCACUUCCUCUCCCUCACGCCGCUACUCCUCGGACCGCUUGCAUGGGCCUCGGUUGAAAGACACUCAUUCACGAGACUCAUUUGAUGGUGGUAGCAGGGAUUACGAGAUGCGCGCAGGAGACACGUACGAGCCAAAGGUGAAAGACCAGUUCGUACCGCGCCAGAUCAUGGCGGCCGACGAUUUUCGGGACAAGGAUCGCGAACGCCUACGCGCUCAGCUCCAUGAUAUCCUUGACAGCCCUAUGGCAUCAUCCUCCCUCAAGAUCCCGAUGUCUUAUAACGAUGAGUCGCCGAUGCCCCCACCAUAUCCACCACCGCCAUCGUCCAAUACGAUUCCUAGGCACACGAAUUCUAGUACACACGUGCAUACGCCGUUACGGAGAAACUCCACUGCAAGUCAAUCGGUGACUCCUACACCUGGUCCUGAAGAGGGAUACCCGGCCACGGUUGUGCAAAAGACGCUGGUCCAUGCUAGUAGUGUUGCAAUGCAGCAGGAGAAGGAGAGACGGGAGAGGGAAAGACAACGAGAGCAGGAACGUGAGCGAAUGGAGCGUGAACGAGGUCGGGAUCGUGAUCGUGAUCGUGAUCGCGAGCGGGAACAAGAGUGGCAGCACCUCAAGGAUACCACCAAUGUGCCACCCGAUGUUUACCCCUACCAUCGCGAUCGCCGUAUAGGCAGGACCAAGUUGUCUAACCCAGUCACCGCUGGAGCAGACUAAAUCAUAUGGCCUGCCGAUUUAUUAACCAACUGUCACUUCUGUAUUUUUCAUUCCCCAUUGUUGUAGAUGGGUCCUUUUGCGGACUAUCUAUUUA
This is a messenger RNA of Suillus subalutaceus, 2286 nucleotides long. RefSeq lists its product as uncharacterized. The coding region runs from base 90 to 2192 and encodes 700 amino acids. The record is from RefSeq and is a predicted model, not a curated record. Lineage: Eukaryota; Fungi; Basidiomycota; Agaricomycetes; Boletales; Suillaceae. Gene Ontology annotation, molecular function: ubiquitin protein ligase activity. The transcript is spliced from 5 exons. Gene Ontology annotation, biological process: protein polyubiquitination; ubiquitin-dependent protein catabolic process.